This is a messenger RNA of Diplodia corticola, 1053 nucleotides long. Its product is annotated as fructose-bisphosphatase. The record is from RefSeq and is a predicted model, not a curated record. NCBI's taxonomy places the organism in Eukaryota, Fungi, Ascomycota, Dothideomycetes, Botryosphaeriales, Botryosphaeriaceae. Bases 1 to 1053 code for a protein of 350 amino acids. Gene Ontology annotation, cellular component: cytoplasm; cytosol. The transcript is spliced from 4 exons. Gene Ontology annotation, molecular function: fructose 1,6-bisphosphate 1-phosphatase activity. Gene Ontology annotation, biological process: fructose 6-phosphate metabolic process; fructose 1,6-bisphosphate metabolic process; fructose metabolic process.
AUGUCUGCUGUCAACAAUGGCGAGGCCGGCGCUGUCGGCCAGGAGAAGAUCAACACCGACAUCAUCACCCUGACGAGAUUCCUCACCGAAGAGCAAUUCAAGGUCAAGGAGGCAACCGGUGACUUCACUCUGCUGUGCCACGCCCUGCAAUUCGCAUUCAAAAGUAUUUCGUACUACAUCCGCCGCGCAUCCCUGAUCAACCUCUCCGGCCUGGCGGGAUCUUCGAACUCGACCGGCGAUGACCAGAAGAAGCUUGACGUCAUUGGCAACGACAUCUUCAUUGCCGCCAUGAAGAGCAGCGGCAAGGUCAGGAUAUUGGUGUCGGAGGAAGAGGAGGAGGCCAUCGCAUUUGAUGAGUACCCCGAUGCGCGGUACGCCGUCGCAUGCGAUCCCAUCGACGGCUCCUCCAACCUGGAUGCGGGAGUCUCGGUCGGAACGAUUUUCGGCAUUUUCAAGCUGCCUGAGGGCGCAAAGGGCACAAAGAACGACCUUCUUCAGGCGGGCACGGAGAUGGUCGCCAGCGGUUUCACCAUGUAUGGCGCCUCGGCGCAGCUGGUCAUGACCAUGAAGGGCGGCAGCGUCAAUGGCUUCACGCUGGACUCGUCUCUUGGCGAGUUCAUCCUCACGCACCCCAACAUGAGGAUCCCGAAGAGUCGUUCCAUCUACUCGGUCAACGAGGGUAACAUGCUGUACUGGGAGGAGCCGACAAAGGAGUACAUCAACAUGCUCAAGUUCCCCCCGGAUGGCGGCAAGCCGUACAGCGCAAGAUACAUCGGUUCCAUGGUCGCCGAUGCCUACAGAACACUGCUGUACGGGGGCAUCUUCGCAUACCCGGCCGACAAGAAGACCACCAAGGGCAAGCUGAGGAUUCUGUACGAGUGCGGCCCGAUGGCCAUGGUGUUUGAGAACGCGGGCGGGCAGGCGGUGAACAGCAGGAUGGAGCGGAUGCUGGAGGUGCUGCCGGAGCACAUCCACGACCGGUCGGGCAUCUUCCUCGGCAGUUACGACGAGGUGCAGAAGGUGAUUGACGUGCACGCGAAGCACAAGAAAUAG